AUGCCUUCGGGCCCCUUCCUGCAGCAAACUACGGUGCCGGCUAUGGUCGAAUACGAACUGCAGGCGUGGGAGCCGCAACUUCCAAAAGAAGAAGCCCAUUGCACACCAAACGACAGCCCAUUGCAACAUCAAGGAAAGGAAGAAGACAACGUACAACGCUCACCGGCGCAAUGCCCGCAAUUAAUCGACGACGACGACACGACACAGAGUUCCGCCCUAGGAUCUUCGGCCCACGAGCCGAUUUCCCCAAAGAAGCAAAGUUUCGUCCGACGCUUCUGGAGCGAGCAGAUCAGCAUUGUAGUGGAUUUCGACAGCUGUCGUGAUCACCUAGCGCUUGAGCGGACUUUCUUAGCGUAUCUCCGUACAGGAGUCGCGACAGCAAUCCUCGGAACCAUCGUCGCCCAACUAUUUGCCCUGCAACAAGCAGAUUCGGGAUUCGGAUACUCCAUGCUUGGUAAGCCCCUAGCCACCGUAUGCUAUGGUCUUUCGAUAUGCACGACCCUGCUCGGGGCCUGUCGGGCUUGGAGGCUUCAAAACGCAAUGCUUCGUGGAAAGGCGAUCGCCGGCGGGUUUGAGGUCACGUCACUCGCUGUGGGAUUCUUAGCGCUCGUCCUCAUCUUCUUCGGUUUUUUGAUAGCUUUAGACAUUGUCAAGGAAUCGACAGUAAAGUAA
This is a messenger RNA of Colletotrichum gloeosporioides, 672 nucleotides long. RefSeq lists its product as uncharacterized. Bases 1 to 672 code for a protein of 223 amino acids. The transcript is spliced from 3 exons. Lineage: Eukaryota; Fungi; Ascomycota; Sordariomycetes; Glomerellales; Glomerellaceae. The record is from RefSeq and is a predicted model, not a curated record.